Myxocyprinus asiaticus (Chinese sucker) is the source of this 2954-nucleotide messenger RNA. RefSeq names its product insulinoma-associated protein 2-like. Bases 369 to 1946 code for a protein of 525 amino acids. The transcript has a single exon. The record is from RefSeq and is a predicted model, not a curated record. Gene Ontology annotation, biological process: negative regulation of transcription by RNA polymerase II; neuron differentiation; regulation of cell cycle process. NCBI's taxonomy places the organism in Eukaryota, Metazoa, Chordata, Actinopteri, Cypriniformes, Catostomidae. Gene Ontology annotation, cellular component: nucleus; transcription repressor complex. Gene Ontology annotation, molecular function: RNA polymerase II cis-regulatory region sequence-specific DNA binding; DNA-binding transcription repressor activity, RNA polymerase II-specific.
AAACUUAAUAAUACAAAUAAUUGCAUUAACUUCAAUGAAUAUAUGUGGAAUGACAUCACAUUUCUAAACUGGAAAUUUGGGAAUUCAGUGUCCAAGACAGCAAACAGGGGCAGGUUAAAGAGCACAUCGAUCCCUUGAGACCCCAUCAUAAAUAAUAAUCAUCUGUCCAUUAGAAAUCUGGAUCUACUCAUUAACGUUGGCCCCGCCUCCGUCACAUGAAUGUGAGCGCUGAUUGGACAGUGUCCUCAUAAAAAACAAUGAAAGUGACCCAAUGGAUAAAACACGCGCUAGGCGCAUCACUGUGACAGUGUAUCGAGUAUACUUUCAUCUGACAGCAUCCGAAAUCUUUGGGUGAAUCAGACGAGAAGAUGCCACGGGGAUUUUUAGUGAAACGGAGUAAACGAGGCUCACCAGCAUCAUACAAGGUGCGCGCUGAGGAAAAAGAGCUGCGCAAAGUGGACCUGUCUCCACAAAUUCCAGAUGGACCCACAAGUGUCCUAGUUGAUUGUCCAGACUUGGUGGAACCAGAACCUGUUAGAGAAGCAUGGACAGAUGGUAUAACCUCUAAAAAUGACCAGUCACGUAUGCAAGAGGACUCUGGAGGAGUUGUUGGAGAGAGAAGCGAUUACGCACAGAGCUACUUCAACCAGCCGGAGCAGAGCGGGUCAUCACCCGACUCCUACAGCCCGAUCAAACCGGUCAGCGCCGAGCUCAAGCAGUCGUUUCUGGACCGGUGUCUGAGCUCACCCGCCACGGCCGAGUCCUUUCCACUGCCCCCCCCGGUGACCUCAGUCGAGCGUCUCCUUAUGAACCACUCAGACAUUAAGUUUGGCACGCCAGUGUCCACUUCGUUGCCCACUUAUCCGUCUUUUCAUCAGUGCGUAAAGCGCGCAUUCAUGGAAUCCGAGCGCAAGACCAAACCGCCCGCGAAAAAGCCUAAAGUCAUCAGAAAACUCAACUUUGAAGACGAAGUCACCACCUCACCAGUCCUAGGACUUAAAAUCAAGAAGGAAAGCCCCGAAACCAAGCUGGCACCAUCAAGCCGAAAGAAGCCGCUGGGUGAGUUCAUAUGCCAGCUUUGUAAGGAAGAAUACCCUGACCCGUUUUCCUUGGCGCAGCACAAGUGCUCCAGGAUUGUGCGCGUUGAGUACCGCUGCCCGGAGUGCGAUAAAGUUUUCAGCUGCCCCGCCAACCUCGCUUCGCAUCGAAGAUGGCACAAACCUCGCAGUUUAAGCAGUGGAGAUGCCCCAAAUGGGAAGAAAUCACAACUAGAAGUGCGUAACCACGAGAAAACAUCAGUGGAAGGGAAGGAGAACGCCAGUAAGGUCAGAGUAAACAAUCAACACCAGCUCAGUCCGGACAGCUCCCAACAACACCGAUCAGCACCGGACAGCAACAUGAUGCACAGAGCAUCCCAAGACCCUCCUCCUCUGGAGCAAAGGUAUCCAUCCACUGAUAAGUGCUUUGAUCUGCACAGUGACAGCUCCAGGUUGUUUGAUCACUGUCCCGAAGAGCCCGAAAGUUCGACCACCCGCUAUCUACCCUCACCGGGCGCUAAAGAAGUGUAUGAAUGCCACUACUGCAGCAAGAAGUUCAGAAGACAAGCCUACCUGAGAAAACACCUGGCUGCACAUGAGACGAUCAAAUUAUCCUCCUAUAAUAACCAUCAUAUAGAGACUGGACAGAUCACCUUUCCAUGCCACCUGUGUGGAGUGCACUUCCCCUCGGCUGAUAUAAGGAACAAACACAGAAUUUGGCAUAGUGUUAGAGACGAUUUGUUAUUCAGACCAGAACUGAGUCCAGGAGAACAACAGAUCUUCUCAUGCAAACACUGCCCAUCCACAUUCUUCAGUUCUCCAGGUUUGACAAGACACAUUAACAAGAGCCAUCCACCAGAGAAUAGACAGGUGAUGCUCCUACAGAUGGCUGUCAGACCGGGAUGCUGAUUUCAGUGUAUAAACAAACAGUUUUGAUUGUUUAAUGGCUUGUUGUUCAUAUUAUUGCUCAUUAAUCAACUAUGUGCAGUAUUUUUAUGUGGGGGGAUAUUCAAAAGUUUUUUCUUUUUUGGCAACAGAGACAACAGUUAAUGUAUUCCUUGAUUACCUAGGGUAACGCAUUAUAUUUAUCAUUAGUAAGUCAUUAACAGACUUAAUAUAUCGGGUUUCCUCACCUUUUGUCCCAUGCAUUUCCAUAACUUUUCCAGUUAUUUUGUGACUGUAAAGAAAAAAUACAAAAUAAUAAUGUAUUCACAAAGAGCACUUUCUGUCUGAGAAUAACUAGAACAACAUAUAUAAAAAUAGCAGCAUGACCUGUAACUUUUCAGGAUUUUAUUAAUGUCUUCAUCAGGCCUGGGAAUCACAGUUUUAAAAAUCCCUGAUAUUUCCAGGUUUUCUAUGACUGUGUGCAGGCUAUUUGUAAUGCUUAAUAUUAUAUGAAAAUGUGUAAAUCUCUAUAAACCUCUAUUUGAAAUGAACUACUGAUCUGUUUAACAUUAUAUAAUGAUGUUUGUUGAUGCUAUUAAUGAAACUUAUAAGGUGUUACCCGUUAAAGGCACUUAACAUAUCCUCCUAUUGCUCAUAAAACACAGGAUCUUCUCAAUUUUGUCAUGAGUUAUGACUCAGAGCUCACGGUUGGUUAUUCUAUUAACAUAUGCUAUUAUGAUGGGGGAAAGUGAAUUAGUGUCUCAUUGUACAAGUGGUUCCCAUGGAAAGCUUGUUUCAUUUGAAUCGUCUUAGGAGGUGCAUUUAUUUCUAGAUUAUGAAUUUAUGUACUGUAUGUUUCAUUAAAUUUUGAUGCACAACAAUUACUGCAAAAAGAAAAUGUAUUUAUUUCAUAACAAUUAACUGCCAGAAAAUGCCUAGCAUACAUCAAGACUUUUAGAGGCCUACAUGUAAUAAUAAACCAUAAGUGUCAUAUUUAUAUUUUCAUAUGUAAUCUUGACAUUUUAAACUGUU